Molecule: messenger RNA, 198 nt
Organism: Paramuricea clavata
Lineage: Eukaryota; Metazoa; Cnidaria; Anthozoa; Malacalcyonacea; Plexauridae
Source: the annotation of a GenBank genome assembly
AUGCAGCCAAUUUCGCCUGUUGAACUCUUCAAAAAUGCUCCCAAACAAGGUGUACUGUAUUCAGCAUACACAGGCGAUGACAAUUCAACAACAGAAAGCUAUCUUCAUCAGAAGGUUCCUUAUGGAGUAGAGAAUUCAGCAAUAUUAUCCACAUGUAACAGUCUCUCACAACCAGGUUAUACAACCUCAGCAAAAUAG